GCCUUCUGGUAAAUAUUUUACUUUUAGCAAAAUUAUAUGUCAUCACUCAUCAAUCACAAUUCUAAUUUUUUGUAUUAAUUACUUAGUUUUGGUUUGACAAAUAUUUAAUCGCUUUAAAAAGGAAGUUAUGGAGUGGUUGUUUGGACACCGAAUGACGCCGGAGGAGAUGCUGCGUAAAAACCAACGCGCUUUGAACAAAGCCAUGCGCGACCUUGAUAGAGAACGUAUGAAGAUGGAACAGCAAGAGAAGAAAGUGAUUGCUGAUAUAAAAAAACUAGCUAAGGAAGGCCAAAUGGAUGCUGUUAAGAUAAUGGCAAAAGAUCUUGUCCGCACUCGGCGCUAUGUUCGCAAAUUUAUGAUAAUGAAAGCAAAUAUCCAGGCUGUUUCUCUUAAGAUACAGACACUAAAGUCUCAGAGUAGUAUGGCUCAAGCAAUGCGGGGUGUCACCCGGGCCAUGGCAACAAUGAACAGACAACUAAAUGUGCCUCAAAUACAGAGAAUUCUUCAGGAGUUUGAGAAGCAGUCUGAGAUAAUGGAUAUGAAGGAGGAGAUGAUGAAUGACUCCAUAGAUGAGGCCAUGGAGGGUGACGAUGAUGAAGAGGAAAGCGAUGCUGUAGUGUCGCAGAUCCUGGACGAACUCGGGCUCCAGCUCAACGACCAGCUUUCUGGACUUCCGCAGGCGACCGGCUCCCUCGCCGUCACCGCGAAAACGCCGGCGAGCCCGACGGCGGCGGCGGCGGCGGGCGGCGGUCCGGCGGGCGGAGCUCUGAGCGACGCCGACGCCGAGCUUCAGGCGCGUCUCGACAACCUUCGCCGCGAGUGACGUCAUUCGGCUCGUCGUCUUCUACGUGAGAAGAAACUUCAUUUUAACACGGCCCCUCUGCUCUGCUUUACAUUCUUAAUAAAUAUUAUUCGAUCCAAAAUAAAAACCAUUCGGCUGGCCGACACGACCGACACUGUCAGUGUAGCCUUUAAUAAUGCAAAAGUUGUACUAACCUUUUAUUUAUGACAGAAGAGAAAAGGGAGGAAAGGUUCUCUCCAAGUACUUAGCCCUUUUGGCAGAACCUUCGGUGAUGCGUCAAUUCACUUCGGAAGAAGUCGUCAGGCCUCCGGCUCCGCACCCGCCAGAGAACAUCGACGCUCGUCAUCGCGUCUUACACUUUGUUAAGUUUGUAAAUAUAUUAUAUAUACUAAGUUA
This is a messenger RNA of Pieris rapae (cabbage white), 1198 nucleotides long. RefSeq names its product charged multivesicular body protein 2a (gene Vps2). The record is from RefSeq and is a predicted model, not a curated record. The transcript is spliced from 6 exons. Gene Ontology annotation, cellular component: ESCRT III complex; multivesicular body. Gene Ontology annotation, biological process: endosome transport via multivesicular body sorting pathway; late endosome to vacuole transport; protein transport. The coding region runs from base 128 to 823 and encodes 231 amino acids. Lineage: Eukaryota; Metazoa; Arthropoda; Insecta; Lepidoptera; Pieridae.